GGAUGAGGGUUUAGAAAGUAGGUUAGGGGGAUGAUCCAUCAAUUCUAUGAUUAGAGCAUCGGAGGUGCUCCAAAAAUACGGUGACAUCGCUAGUAGCACUUGAUGAAGGGAUGAGCCGUAUUCAAUCCACUUGGCCGUGUAAUGGGGUCCUCGUCAUCGAGUCGUCUAGAUUGAAGGGAGGCCUUUGUUCUGAUGAGCCGAUAGUGUCAUCGGCCUCAACCUCGGCAGAGGAUCUUUUCUAUGAUGAUCCAGUCUUGGGGUUGUUGAGUUAUUGCCAUUUCAGUGAAUGGCUUAAAAUUCUCAAAGAUGACAGGGAUUUUGCCUUGGUAUCCGUCGUCUUAAUACAGGGCGGUGGCUUGCCGCAGAACAUCAACAUCGUUCAUCUCGCUCUUCCGCAACUGAGAGCAUUCUUCAUACGCCAUCAGAUGAAGCACAACGGUGCACUUUUGGACGCUGCUAAAACUGUGCCGGCCUCUCGCAUCAAGGCGUUGGGUGAACCAAGGCAUCUCGCGUUCAAUAUCAGCAGAGGGAAGCAUUUCUUCAAAACCAUCAGGCAAACCUCUAGGUCUCUCUCCACUGCGAAUCAGAUGGAAGAGCGUUACAGCUUCAAUCCGAGCUUGCGAUGGAACCCCGAGGUGGAAGACUACUUCACCAAAGCUUAUGGAGCUCAACACUUCGCUUGCAUCUCCACUGCUCUCACGCGGCCUUCAUGUUACUCUUGUGUUCGUGUUAAUACGCUUAAAUCCACAAGCGAUUGUGUUAUUGAGAAACUUAUGAAAAUUUUAGGGGAAAGAGGGCAUGAAAGUGGUAAUGCUAGUGGAAUUAAGGUAGAUUCAGGGGAACUCUGUGAGGAAUUCAGGGGAAGUGCAAAAUCCACGAGGCCUCAUGUAGAAAGUAUCUCAAAAUGUCCAUUUCCUGGGCUAGACUAUGUGCUUUUCAUUAAAGGUUCAGGGCCGCAUGCUAUUGAUUAUGGGCACGAAAAAGGUAAACCAUUGAAAGAAGUGGUUGUGAGUCGAAAAUGUGCAGAGGCUGUUCUUCGUGGUGCCCAAGCAUAUGUACCUGGUGUAUUGGCCUGCACUGCUCAUGUCGAGAAAGGGGAUGUGGUCGCAGUUUCAGUUGCUGUGGAACAGCCUGAUCCUGAAGGCGGAUGGGGUAUUGGUAUGACGCGUGGGACUGUCCUGCAAGGAUCAGAAGCAGACCCUCUAUAUUCGGAAAGAAGUGGACUCUAUAUUGGUCAAGGAACCGCAAUGUUGUCACGAGCCGGGAUCUUUCGUGUACCAGGAGGAGUUGCCGUGGAUAUGCAUAAUAGAGUGUAUGAACUACCCUCCUUCAAUGAAUUGCUCGAGGGUGAAAUCUUUCUUCAGAAUUUGCCAAGCAUUAUAGCUGCACAUGCCUUGGACCCUCAACAGGGAGAAAAGGUAUUGGACAUGUGUGCUGCUCCUGGUGGUAAAACGACUGCAAUUGCAAUUCUUAUGAAGGACACAGGCGAAAUAAUUGCUGCUGAUAGAUCUCACAACAAGGUGCUUAAUAUUAACAAAUUGGCUGCUGAGAUGGGUUUGAAUUGUAUAACUACAUUUAAACUUGAUGCACUAAAAUCUUGUAGUCGAACUUGUGAAGAUGGUGGUUUGCCUGUUCUCAAUGUCAGGAAUGAAGUUUUGACUACUCCGCCUGAUUUAAUAGGGCCAGAAAUGUCCAAAAUCCAACCCACUGGGACUAAUGGUUUGGAUGUUGAGUUGACAUUGCAGAUUGAAUCGGGAACCGUGCAAUUGGGAAGCAGUGGUUACACAAGCAAAGCUGAACUGCGUAAGAGUAUUAGAAAAAUGAGAAAUGGGCCUGGAAGGAACCACUGUGCUGGUGGCAGGGUUGAAAAGUCUAAAGGAUUUGCUCCAAAUAGCUUUGAUCGUGUUCUCCUUGAUGCUCCCUGUUCUGCUCUCGGUUUGAGACCUCGACUGUUUGCAGGAGAGGAAACCAUGGAAUCAUUGAGGAAACAUGCCAAGUAUCAGAAAAAAAUGUUUGACCAGGCUGUUCAACUUGUUCGGCCUGGUGGAGUUCUUGUGUAUUCCACAUGCACAAUAAACCCUGGAGAGAAUGAAGCAGUGGUGCGAUAUGCAUUGGAUACAUACAAGUUCCUCUCACUAGCAGAGCAGAACCCAAAGGUUGGAGGACCUGGUCUUACUGGUUCCUGCCAGUUUUCGGAUGGAUCAAUCGAGGAAUGGUUGAAGCCCGGCGAGGAAGAUUUUGUACAGAGAUUCGAUCCAUCGUCUUCUCUUGAUACAAUUGGGUUUUUCAUAGCCAAGUUCAAUGUUGGGCCGAAAAAUGUGUGAUAUGAAGAAUGCGCAAACAUGGCUCCUGAAAUGACGACAAAUCGUUCCCUGUAGGUAAAGUAUCAAGGUACUCAAUGGCACCACACAUUUUCUUAGUCCAAGGAUGGUUCUUGAGAAAUCAACUACAAGUAGGUUUUAAAAAUAUCACUUCAUUGUUUAAACAUUUGUUUUUGUUUUCGUCUAGUUUACUUUUCUCCUUUGGACCAAAUCUGAAUGGGGAAGCUAUGUAUACUUUUUCUCAUUUUAAAUUUAGAUCAUAAUAUUUGGGGAAAAUGUAUCGAGUUAUGAUGUAGCCAUAAACUAUACUGGGUAUA
Molecule: messenger RNA, 2638 nt
Organism: Cuscuta campestris
Lineage: Eukaryota; Viridiplantae; Streptophyta; Magnoliopsida; Solanales; Convolvulaceae
Source: the annotation of a GenBank genome assembly